Drosophila rhopaloa is the source of this 1439-nucleotide messenger RNA. It is a transcript of the gene ics, whose product is annotated as ras suppressor protein 1. The record is from RefSeq and is a predicted model, not a curated record. Gene Ontology annotation, molecular function: protein binding. Bases 433 to 1281 code for a protein of 282 amino acids. Lineage: Eukaryota; Metazoa; Arthropoda; Insecta; Diptera; Drosophilidae. The transcript has 4 exons.
UCCUCAGUUACUCGAGACGAUCGCACGACGUACGACGCAUUCCGCCUUUUGGCUAUUUUUGUGAUUAAUUUCGGAGAGCGGAGACGUGUUAUAAUAGAAUCCAUGUUCCAUUCUGUAACGUGAAUGCCUUAUAAUAAGGUCUAAAGAUUUAAAUGCGCGUGGAUAUUCAAUCUAUUCUGCCUUGUAAUAAAAGUGACCUUUGUGGUUUCUUCCAGAAAAAUAGGUCAAGUGCAUUGUUUGUGUAACAUAGUGACCCAAAAAGUAAUAAAAUCUAUAUCAAUGUGAAUAAAAAGUGCUGAAAACUGCCCACACAAAAACAUAUGCAAACGAAAAGUGCAGUUGACACAGUUUUAGAGCUACUGGGAGUGCCUAAGAAAACAGUUUGAGAGGUACUCUUAUUUUUUAGUAAAUUUGUGAUCACACUCGACCAAAAUGAGUCAGUGUCUACCAGUCAGCGCAAAGAUGUCGAAGGCAAAGAAAGUUUUGGAUGAAGCACGAGACACCCAAAAUCGGGAGUUGGAUCUGGUGGACAAGGGGCUAUCGUCCUUCGAGGAGUUGCCUGGAUUGUUCAACAUGUCCAACAUCACGCGACUGACCCUGUCCCACAACAAGAUCAGUGUGAUCAGUCCCGGAAUCGCGAACCUUCUGAAUUUGGAGAUCCUUAAUCUCUCCAACAACCAGCUGGCCGAACUGCCCGUUUCGCUGUCGUCCAUGCCCAAGCUGCGAAUCCUCAAUGUCUCCAUCAAUAAGCUAAUCAACCUGCCUCGGGGCUUUGGAGCCUUCCCCGUUCUGGAGGUGUUGGACCUUUCGUACAACAAUCUUAACGAACAGGUGCUGCCGGGCAACUUCUUCGGCAUGGAAACUCUGCGUGCCUUAUAUCUGGGUGAUAAUGACUUCGAGUAUAUACCGCCGGAGGUGGGCCAACUGAAGAAUCUCCAAAUUCUCGGUCUGCGAGACAACGAUCUACUAGAGCUUCCCCGAGAAGUUGGGGACUUGGUACGACUGCGGGAGCUGCAUAUUCAGAACAAUAGGCUGCAGGUCCUGCCACCGGAAAUUGCCCAACUGGACCUCCUGAGUAACAAGUCGGUGAUGAAGAUGGAGGAGAAUCCCUGGGUUAAUCCCAUUGCCGAGCAAUAUUUACUAGGCAUCAGUCAUGUAAUCGACUAUCUCAAAACGGAGACCUACAAAAUCAUCUACAAUCGUCAUACUCAGGCGGGACGCAGUGGACCACCGCCACCGAAAGCCGACAAGAGCAAGAAGACCUCUCGAAUACGCGCAUAGGUUUCUUGACCAGAAGCUCCCAUAAAAUAAUGUGUUCGGCUCGUUCGUUGUUAACCAAAACAGUUUUUGUAUACUAAUUUAUAAGUAUUUGUAAACUAAUGUGUAUUUUCGCAAAGUGCCUUGAUCCUUUUCUCACUAAUUAAAAUUAAAGAACUAAA